Messenger RNA from Corvus hawaiiensis (hawaiian crow), 1274 nucleotides. It is a transcript of the gene ZPBP2, whose product is annotated as zona pellucida binding protein 2. Bases 1 to 1032 code for a protein of 343 amino acids. NCBI's taxonomy places the organism in Eukaryota, Metazoa, Chordata, Aves, Passeriformes, Corvidae. The transcript is spliced from 8 exons. Gene Ontology annotation, cellular component: zona pellucida receptor complex; extracellular region; acrosomal vesicle. Gene Ontology annotation, biological process: acrosome assembly; binding of sperm to zona pellucida. The record is from RefSeq and is a predicted model, not a curated record.
AUGGCGGGGGGCGGCGGGCGGCCCCGCUGCCCCCCGAGCGCUCUCCUGGGCGUGGCGGCCGUGGUGGUGGCGGCGGGAUGGGUGAGAGCGGAACCGAAGGGAGAACAAUCUAUUGAUUUAAUUGGAAAGAAUGAAGUUUAUGGUGACACCAGACACGAGGUGAAUGUGUACGUUAAGGUGUUCACAAACAGCCCAUUUCUGGUCUGCAUGGAUUUGGCUCUUUCUCAAGAAAGAAUAAUAGAUCCCAAGUAUUUGUGGAUUGGUCCAGAUGGAAGAGAUUUAGAAGGGCAAAGUUAUGUGAAUCUGACGGAGACAGGGAAGCUGAUGGUGAUGGGUUUCAGGGAGUCGAUGUCUGGUGCCUACACUUGUACUCUCUCCCACAAAAUCAUCGAAGCUAUGAGACAAGAAGAAACAGAAAUGGUUGAGGCCUAUAAAUUCAUGGUUUAUGCCUACAGGGAAGCUGACCAUGCCUAUCAGGUGUCUGUUCGCUUUAGCACGAUGCGUUGCAAGCUGAAAACCAAUGGCUUGUUCGUCGAGAAAUUAAACAAAAUCCUCAACAGCACCAUCUCCUACCUGACCUGUCACAUCACGCAGUCAUCCUCCAAGUGCCACUCUAUCAGGACACCAAAGAACGGCCUCCAGUAUGAGCUGUUCGUUAAUUUUCUAGUCAGUCCAUUGGCAUCAGGAUGGGAAGAAGUUUGCCACAAGCUUCCUUAUGACUGUGAAGAUGUGACAAACAGGAGAGUCCGACAGGCAGCAGAGCGAAUUGGAAAGUUUUUCCACCAGCUAAGGCAGAUUUUGGAGUAUGAGCUUCAUGUUGUUCCUGCAGUACAGUACGUGGACAACAGCUUCUCCAUGACUCCCAUCGACAGCUGUCGGCCAGGUUUUGGGAAAAACCACCACACCCACCAGAACUGCGCCAGCUGCUGCGUGGUUUGUGAUCCUGGAACUUACAGUCCCAACAACGAGGUGACGUGCCGGACCUGUGCCAGGCCUCAAGCCAGAAUGUAUGGAGCAAAAUCCUGCUCUUAAACUGGCAGAGAUUGGAAAACCAAAGAGCAGCUGUGAAAGAGUUCUUGGUGUUGUGGUGUUCUUUUCAUUUUCGCUGCCAAUCCUGGAAUCCUCUGCUCCCUUUGGAACAAAACAUCCUCAUUCUUGCACCCCUAGGUUUUCCUGUAUUCAGAGACUCCCUAGACUGGAAAAAGCACCGCUUAAAACAGUGUUCAUGCAAGGAAAAGUAAUUAAAUGGGAAAAAAGGAAGUUUGUCACGUGGC